AUGGCAUUAAUCCCAGAAAGAGACCAUGCUUUUGAAUCAAAUUGUGUUGCUUAUCAUGAUUCUGGUGUGAUUGCCAUGAUUUGGGAUGAAAUCGCACAGUUGAUUAAUGCUUUGAUUAAGUUACAGAGGACCCAAAUGAAUUUCAAGAGGUUGUCUUUAACUGACAUCAAGAUUGAGAUUAACCGGGUGCCCAGGAAGAAGAAUCUGAUUGAAGCUAUGGAGAAGGCUGAUGUCAAGAACAAGUGGGAGAAUAGCUCUUGGGGUAGGAAGCUGAUUGUUCAGAAGAGAAGGGCAUCUCUUAGAAUCAAGAAAUCUGGAUUGGUGAAGCAUGAGCUUUCAAAAUUGAAGAGAGAAAAUGCGUCUUAG
Molecule: messenger RNA, 366 nt
Organism: Tripterygium wilfordii
Lineage: Eukaryota; Viridiplantae; Streptophyta; Magnoliopsida; Celastrales; Celastraceae
Product: 60S ribosomal protein L14-2-like
Exons: 4
Coding region: 1-366 (121 amino acids)
Biological process (GO): translation; ribosomal large subunit biogenesis
Cellular component (GO): ribosome; cytosolic large ribosomal subunit
Molecular function (GO): structural constituent of ribosome; RNA binding
Source: RefSeq, a predicted model, not a curated record